AUGGGGAUUAGAGACUUUUCUUCCAUCUGCUGUGCUGCAAAGCAUGAAAGAAAAGAACAUAAAGAAAGCACUUUCACACCUUGUCAAAGCAAAUCAAAACCUAGUUCCUCCGGGUAAAAAGCUGUCUGCACUGCAAGCCAAGGUGCAUUAUCUAAAGUUCCUCAGUGAUCUCCGAUUAUAUGGAGGGCGUGUUUUCAAGGCAACACUAGUGCAGGGAGAAAAGCGUUCAGAAGUGACUUUGUUAGUAGGGCCACGGUAUGGCAUCAGUCAUGUAAUAAACACCAAAACAAACCUGGUGGCUCUUCUGGCAGACUUCAGUCACGUGAACAGGAUUGAGAUGUUUACAGAAGACGAAAGCAGUGUUAGAGUUGAGCUGCACGUCUUAGAUGUAAAACCUAUUACUCUACUGAUGGAGUCAUCAGAUGCAAUGAACCUUGCUUGCCUAACAGCUGGAUACUAUAGACUGCUGGUUGACUCAAGGCGUUCCAUAUUCAACAUGGCCAACAAGAAAAAUCCAGGGAACCGAGAAACAGGAAUUGAAAAUAGAGGGAAGCAUAAUCUCCUUGCUUCUGAGUGGAACUGUGUACCAAAAACUACCACUUUCUUGGCUGAAGGAGAUCAAGAGACUCAAAUGUCUUUUGGUGAUCCUAAACAGAAAACUAUAGAUGUUUCUGAAAGUCUGUUAUGUCAAAAAGAACACAGACAUCUGUACAUAGAAAAUACCUAUAAUUCAGGCGGAUUUGAUCAGCAUCUGACCAAGCAAGACCCUACUGACGCAGAAGAAAGUAGAAAUUUUAAUCAGCCUUCACUACUGUCACUCUCAGGUUUGGAAUCUAGCAAGAAAGCACAGGAUUCUCCCAGGGGAGCAAAAGUUUCCUUUAUAUUUGGAGAUCACAACUUGGAUGGUAUCAAUCCCCAGACUCUUGGCUAUGAAAGGCUUUUGGAUGAAAGUCCAGAAGUACUAGAAAAACAAAGAGCCAUUUAUAUUAAUAAUGCCAAUGACAUUAAAGGUCUGGAGUUGUCACCAGAUGCUGAAAGCAUUCAGUUUGCUACAAAUGCUGUUUAUGCAACCAUAAAUGAUGGUAAAAUAUUUGGAGCUGCAGAAGGGAUAGAAGAGCCUUUGCUGCAUGAUAUUUGUUAUGCAGAAAACACAGAUGAUGCCGAAGACGAAGAUGAAGUAAGCUGUGAAGAAGACAUUAUGGUAGGAGAAAUCAAUAGGCCUGCUCUUCUCAGCCUUUCUGGUUCUAGCGAUGACAUUAUUGAUUUGACUUCACUUCCACCUCCAGAAGGUGAUGAUAAUGAAGAUGAUUUCCUAUUGCAUACGUUAAACAUGGCCAUUGCUGCUCCUCCACCCGGCUUCAGGGACAGUUCAGAUGAGGAAGACUCUCAGAAUCAAGCAACGCAGCCUAGAGAUGACAAGGAGCAAGCCAGUAAUCUAGGCAGUGAUGACAUUCCAGUGUCGCUUAUCGAUGCUGUCCCUACUAAUACAGAGGGGAAGUGUGAAAAGGGGCUAGAUGAUGCUGUAGUCUCUACACUUCAAGCACUAGAAGCUUUGGCUGCUUCAGAGGAACAGCAGACGAAUGACAAUUCAGGUUCUUUCACCAUAGUUACAUUUAUUCAUUGAAAAUCAUU
Messenger RNA from Phasianus colchicus (ring-necked pheasant), 1632 nucleotides. RefSeq names its product FERM and PDZ domain containing 4 (gene FRMPD4). Gene Ontology annotation, cellular component: dendritic spine; cytoskeleton. Gene Ontology annotation, molecular function: protein binding; phosphatidylinositol-4,5-bisphosphate binding. NCBI's taxonomy places the organism in Eukaryota, Metazoa, Chordata, Aves, Galliformes, Phasianidae. The record is from RefSeq and is a predicted model, not a curated record.